This is a messenger RNA of Rhagoletis pomonella (apple maggot), 3297 nucleotides long. RefSeq names its product fez family zinc finger protein erm-like. Gene Ontology annotation, cellular component: nucleus. Lineage: Eukaryota; Metazoa; Arthropoda; Insecta; Diptera; Tephritidae. The record is from RefSeq and is a predicted model, not a curated record.
GUCGGUUGUGUGAUGACACGUUACACGCGCAGCACUAUUGUUGUUGUGUAAAGCGUAUCAACUAAAGGAUUAUUGAAACUGAUUUUAAAACUUAAAACAAAAGUGGUGAAGUACACAGUUUGUACUAAAUAACUGUACAUUGAUCAUCUUGAAUUAAAAAAAAAAAACUGUAUGAAACGCAUUUAAGUUAAUCAAAGUGCGAAGUGUUCAGUGAUUGCCAACCAUCAACAGAAAGCUCCAGUCAUCUGAAGGCAGCCCGCUAAAUAUGGUUUAUUUUAGGCCGCAACCGUGUAGUCCAUCGGGUGUUAUUGCAGUGAUGCCGCCAUCGAAGAGUCCCACCAUGGAAACGGCCGCCGGUCAGCAAGCAAAUGCGCGCGUCACCGCUGCCGCCGUCGUUAGUGAAAGCGACGCGGAGCAGCAGCGAGCCGCCACGCCAUUGAGCAACAGCGGCGCCCGCACCACAACUACCAGCACAAGUUUACCCAAUACGCGCUCAUGUCCGCUAAAGUUUUCUAUAGCGAAAAUUAUGGAGCCCGAUCAACGCGCCAACAGCGCUGAGUGCCUCAACGCGCACGAGGGCGAGGAUUCGGAGCGCUCAUGCAGCCCCAUAGAGGUCGCCAGCGAUGAAUGUGAGUCUGAGCAGCGCGUCGAAUUGCUACAGUCAACAGCUAGUCAGCAACAAUGCACCAACGCGAGCGGCAGCGAAAACUAUGAUUCCGCCUUUAAAAAAUAUGUGCCCUCCUCCGCUGCGGCUGCCGCUGCAGCAGCCGUCGCCACUACUGCUACCAAUGCCGCUGCCGUGCAACAAUUUGUGAGCACACGUCAUCAGGAAUUGAUGUCGCAAUAUCCGUUGCUCUAUUAUGCGCCCAAUCAGCUGAUGUGCGCCGCCGCCGCCGCGCAAUAUGCUGCGCUAACUGCCGCGCAACAGCAAACGCUGCUUGCCAAUACCGGCGCUGCAGCACAUUUGAGCAGCUUUACCGCCUCGUUGAACAGUUUUCACACGCAAUCGCUGCGUCGCAACCUUAGCGCUUCUGGUCAUCAUCUGGCCGCUGCCGCGGCAGCUGCUGCAGCAGCGCAGGCACAAGCGCACCAUGCGCAUCAUCAGGCGCUUGCAAGCGCGCAUCCACAGUUGCAGCAAACGUUGGAGAAGCAUCAUCAGCAACAGCACAAGUUAAGGGAAGGUGGAGCCAGCGCGGGCGCUUGUCAUAGCAUGAAGCGCAAGCAUAGCGCCGGAGUUGUAGCUGCUGCCUCGGCUGCUGCUUCCGCGAGUUCAGCUGCACAGCCAGCACCCGCUUUGAAUGAGCAUGGCUCUUCACGCGGAUCCUCGCCCGCUUCACGCCAUCUACGCUCGCCAUCGCCCAACUCACUCGACGACAGCCCUGGCUCUGCGGCGGGCAAGCAGAAGACAUUCUCCUGUCUGGAAUGCGGCAAAGUCUUCAACGCGCACUACAAUCUCACGCGUCACAUGCCAGUGCACACAGGCGCGCGCCCAUUUGUUUGCAAGGUGUGCGGCAAGGGUUUUCGGCAGGCAUCGACGCUGUGCCGCCACAAGAUCAUACACACCUCCGAGAAGCCGCACAAGUGCCAAACCUGCGGCAAGGCCUUCAACCGCUCCUCCACGCUGAACACGCACACCCGAAUUCAUGCUGGCUACAAGCCAUUCGUGUGCGAGUACUGCGGCAAGGGUUUCCACCAGAAGGGCAACUACAAGAACCACAAGCUGACGCAUAGCGGCGAAAAGGCUUACAAAUGUAAUAUCUGCAACAAAGCCUUUCACCAAGUCUACAAUCUCACCUUUCACAUGCACACACACAACGGUAAGAAGCCAUAUACGUGUAAGGUGUGCGCCAAAGGCUUUUGCCGCAACUUCGAUUUGAAAAAGCAUAUGCGCAAGUUGCACGAAUUGGGCGGCAGCGACCUCCUCGACGAUGAUUCGCCACCGAGUUUUGAACGCCGCCGCGAGUAUACCACACAUCUGCAGCACGGCAGCCAAUUGACGCCCGACUCAUCCGCUGGUAGCUUAUCGCCACCGAUCAAUGUCACCACUCCGCCCCUCUCCAGCGGCGGAGGCGGCGGUGAUGGCAGCAACUCAGCUUGGCAUACGCCACAAUAUCAGACGCUCACCAGCGCGCAGCAGUCUUCAGCUGUUGCAGCAGCGGCCACAGCUGGCUAUGUGCCGCAUCACUCGCUGCCACAAAUGAGCAGCAGUUUUCGCGCAACUGCUGAGUAUUCUGCCAGCUCUGCGUUUAUGCAAGUCGCCAAUGCCGCGUCGACUAGUGCAACGGCUGCUUUGGCCGCCAGCCCCAACAGCGCUGUGCAAAUGAUAUCCGCCCACCAGCAGCAGCACCACCAACAACAACAGCAUACGGCGGCUCACCAGCAACUCAAUCACCACCACCAGCAUCAUCACAAUCCUAGUCACCAUCAUCCGCAUCAUCAUCACCAGCGGCUUUCGGCUGCAGCUGCCGUUUCCGCCAUGGAUCAGGUGCCCUUCAUAGCGAAAGUGUUUUGACAGCGCUACUAUGCGGACAGUUUGGCCACAACCGCAACAACACAGCAUGCCGCAAGCACUCUGAGUGCUUCCUCGAAGAGCAUAUUCAUCGAUUGACUGCAGUUUGUAGCAGCCGCUGCGGCGGCGACAGCAACAGUGACAUCGUCAACGGAAACGUCAGCGAAUUCGAGUUUUGCUGCGACGAUGUCGUCGGAUAUGGAGGACGAAGAGGAAGCUGAGCUUCUUGUUGAUGCUGUCGACGAGGUCGUCCAGCUUGAUUUGACUAAUUCGCCUGUGGAGCAGUUCGAAGAGCAGCGCACAGCAUUGGGCACGGCCGUCGAGGCGCUCAAUCGUCUACUCUGAGCUGUUGACUGCUGUUGGCUUCCAAAUGAGAAAAUGGUUUCAUGAUAGGGGCACCAAUGCCUGCUAACCUCCAACAUAUGAUCUCCGCUAGGGCAAAAGUGUGCAAUAUAGCGUUUGAAUGCGUGAUGCAAUGCGAAAAGACCGCUCAGGACCGCGAAGCAUGCGCUCAGGACCGUCUCUUGUGGACACUCUUCUGCGAAAACAAAGAAAUUUUAGCUCGAAAAUUUCAUUUCAAAUUUCUGUUGUAAAUAUUAUUCCUCAAGAGAGAGCGUUAAAGUAACAAAUGAGAGGGUAAGAAUAGGAUUUCGUUAGUUAAGUGAAUGCACUAGUGUAUGAAUAUAUGUAUAUUCGUAAGUUUAUGUUAUAUAUAUGUAUGUAUGUAGGUAUCAAUACCUAAAUGUGAAAUAUCACCUUAUAAAUCCCAGCCAGCAAGAAAACGUACA